AUGGGCUCUUUAGGGACCGAAACCACAGUGAACGAUGAGGUUUUUGACCUCAUUAUUGUAGGAGCAGGAAUUAAUGGACUUUAUGCUGCGAGGUCAUAUCUUGCAAUCCAACCAUCUAUAAAUUUAAUAGUAAUAGAUUCCCUAUCGACUGUCGGCGGUGUCUGGUCGAAGGAGCGUAUAUAUCCGGGUUUACACGUCCAAACUGCCCCAGAAUACUUCGAGCUCCCGGAAUUGCAAUACAAAGACCUCGAUCCGCCCGUUGAAUACAAUGGCAAAGGUUUUAUGACAGGUCCAUCAUGGUCUCGAUAUUUCCAAGCUUGGAGCGAGAAGGUUGGACUUACAAAGUACAUAAGGCUCAAUACUAUGAUCCGACAGAUCACCCGGCAUGAGGACGGUACUGGGAAAAAAUGGUGGCGAUGUCAUAUUGCUGAUAGCCCUAAAGCUCUAUCGGCUGAGAAAUUGAUUGUUGCGAAUGGAAUUACGAGUUUACCAAACUAUCCUGACUUAGACUGGACAACUUUCACGAAACCCGUGAUGCAUCAUCGGUAUUUUGGGGAGAGGUCGAAGGAGUGGGAUAAUGAGGAAGUCAAAAAUGUGACUAUCUAUGGUGCAGGCAAGGGGAGUAUGGAUAAUAUUGUACAGCUGGCGAAGGCUGGGAAGAAGAUUAAGUGGGUGAUUCGCAAAGAAGGCCGUGGACCUUGCUGGAUUCUCGAUGGCAAUCUACCUGGUGGUAGACAUGCCGAGUACCUGGGCUUCAGUCGAAUCUUGGCUCUUUUGAUGCCCUCGCUAUACCAAGAUAGCGGUUUCCCUGGCCUCCACUACUUUUUCAAACGUAACAUCAUCGGCAGGAAUAUCUCCAAGUUCAUAAUGAACUCAUCUAAGAGAGUUGCUUUAAUGCUGAUGCAACCGAUCACGCCUAACAUUGAGAAGGCGAUACCGGAAUUACCUCCAUUUUGGAUGUAUCAUGUCAUUGGAGUGGAUAACUACGAUGUGAAAAUCUGGGAUUAUUUCAGAGAUGGAACCGUCGAAGUUAUUAGGGACAAUAUCGUAUCACUUCAAGGGGACACUAUCGGCCUCGCAUCGGGUGAUAGUUUCACAACAGACGCCGUUGUCUUCGCCACAGGCUGGAAAGCCGGUGUCUCUCUUUUUUCCGAGAAUCAAACCUUGGAAAUGCAACUCGGCCUGCCGUCAAAACAAUAUUCCGAAGAAUACUCCUCGAAAUGGAAAACCUUAGAAAAUGAGGCAGACAAGCGUGUAUACGCCGAAAACCCAAUUCUCAAAGACGCCCCCACUGCCCCACGGGUACCACCACAGGAGUCAGGGCCGUUUAGGUUAUACCACUAUACCGUCCCAACAGAAUUUGCAGACAGGAGUAUUGCAUUCCUGGGGGUUUCUCCAAGUCCUGGAACAUCUCAUUACGCCCUUAUCAUGGGAUUGUGGACUGCGGCGUAUAUGAGUGGGAAACUGGAACUCCCAACCAAAGAAGAAAUGGAGAAGGUUACAGCAUUUGAAUUGCGGUUCACACAGAUUCGACAUGUUGGGUUCUCGAAUGAAUUUCCGUUGAUUUCGUUCGAUUGGAUGUCGAUUGCCGCAGUUAUGUUACAAGAAGCAGGUAUUAACCCGUACAUGAAGAAGAAUUGGAUAAGUGAAAUAUUCACAGCGUACACAUGGGAGGACUAUACGACAAUAUAUGACCAAUGGAUUGCGAAGUACGGAUUGGUAGAGGGGAAGCCCCCAGCGUCUGAGUAA
Molecule: messenger RNA, 1749 nt
Organism: Orbilia oligospora ATCC 24927
Lineage: Eukaryota; Fungi; Ascomycota; Orbiliomycetes; Orbiliales; Orbiliaceae
Exons: 4
Coding region: 1-1749 (582 amino acids)
Source: RefSeq, a predicted model, not a curated record